AUGAACAGCUCCGAUAACAAGGAGUUCCGCGACCAGCUGGGCAAGUUCCGCCUGGAAUCGACCGGCCCCUCCCCGGCCUGGUCGCACGUCCCCGAGUCCACCCCGGAUCCUUCCACUCCGUCGCGCAGCAAACGUGUAUCCACGGCCUGUGACUUCUGUCGCAAACGCAAGAAGAAGUGCGACUUUCGCUAUCCCAAUUGCUCCGCCUGCACCCGCGCCGGCGUCCGCUGUACCAUCCCCCCGCCGGGGCCUCAAGUGGCCAGCACCUCCGUACCCCGCGACCAGCUCGAGAAUCUACAAAAGCGUGUGCGAUGGCUUGAGGAGGUGGUGCGCCGCAAGUCCGGCAUCUCGGUCGUCGACCUGGCCACGGGCACCCCCGUAGAUGGCGAGGGCGAUCCCGACUGGUGGUACCAAGUGCCCGCCAUGAUUGCGAUGGGCGGCACUCGCCCCUCAACGUCGGCAGCCUCAAUGCCCAGCCCGGCUGGGAGCGGGGGCUCGUCGGCGACCGCAGUGGCCCCCGGGUCGGAAACGUCGACGGGCGUGGGUGCCGAACUCCCCAAUGUCGGCGAGAUCUUUCGGGAUCAGCUCGAGCAUCGUCGGCCAUCUGUGGCCCGUCCACCCUCCGCUCCGCGAGUGCUACGUCUGUCAUCGUUUGAAGAGGCCGAGCAGAUGGCCAGCCAGUACUUCGAUAGCAUGGGCUACCAAUAUCCAUUCAUGUCCCGACCCGAGUUCAUGGCCCAGCUGCGGCAUAUCUACACGGGCGGCGUCCCCUCGCCGGAGAUGCACAAUGCCUACCACAUCAUCAUGGCCAUUUCGCUGCUGAUCGACUCUGCGGAUGCCGCACGGGCGGCAGAAUUCUAUCACGCCAGCCAGGAGACCCUGCCAUUGGCGUUGCAGAACGAGGAUCUCCCGGCCGUCCGGGCCUUGCUGGGCCUGGCCCUGUAUACCAUGUUUGCGACAUCGGGCCCGAGUAUCUGGCAUGUCUUGGGGGCCACAAUGCGACUGGCAAUUAGCAUGGGUCUGCACAAAGCCCGCUCCUACGCCAGUCUGGCCGAGGAGGAGAUGGCCAAGCGGGCGUUUUGGAGUCUGUACAAUCUGGAUCGCCUCAUCGCCAGCACGCUCGGCCGUCCGAUGGGGAUUGCUGAUGAAGACAUCAGUGUGAGCUUGCCCCGGGAGCUCAAUGACGACGGGACCGUAGCCCCUGGCGCCAGCGCCAUGACGAUCCCAGUACAAGUGAUGCGCCUCCGCCGGAUUUUCUCGCGCAUCUACCGAUAUCUGUAUAGCAACUUGCCACGGCCGCCGGCACAAGAGGUGGCCGCCACGCUGGGUCAAUUCCGUCGCGAGGUCGACGACUGGCGCAUGGCGGCGCCGGUGUUUCCCUCGGCCCUUCUCUAUUCCACCUCGUACUAUGACUAUCUGUAUUAUACCACCCUUCUUCUCAUGUACCGCCCCAGUGCGCGCAACCCAACCCCCGAUGCCACCAGCAUCGUCAGCUGCGGCGACUCCAGCGUGCAGGUGAUCCGGUCCUAUUGGGACAGCUACUCGGUGGGGAAGCUCAAGUGGAUCUGGCUCACGCUGAGCCAAGUCUAUUUUGCCGGCAUCACGAUCCUGUGGUGUCUCGAACAGAACGCGCGCUCCUUACGCGAAUCUCGGCCCGCGCCUUGGCAACCCGACGAGCAGAUGAUGCGUCGCGGCAUCCAAGCGGUCGUCGUCUUGUUGGAGGAAUUUGGGAAACGGCGACCGGGAGUGGACCGACUGGCGGAGACCUUCCGACACCAGAGUACCAUUAUUUUCAGCCAAAUGGCCUACCAGCAACAGCAACUGGACCAACAGCCGCCGCCGCUGCCGCCGCCGCAACCUCCGACGCUGAUUCCCCAAGCGUCGACGUUGGCGCCGCCCCCGGCGCCCCCAGUGCCGUUGGCUCCGGUGCUCGACGACGUGCUGCUGGUGGACGGCAGCGGCGGCAUGCCCAUGAUCGAUCCCCAAAUGGCGGAGCAACUGUUCUACUCGUACAACUGGUUCCAGGAGGAAAUGGCGAGCUACUAUACCCUUUGA
Messenger RNA from Penicillium argentinense, 2055 nucleotides. Its product is annotated as putative C6 transcription factor. Lineage: Eukaryota; Fungi; Ascomycota; Eurotiomycetes; Eurotiales; Aspergillaceae. Gene Ontology annotation, molecular function: zinc ion binding; sequence-specific DNA binding; DNA-binding transcription factor activity, RNA polymerase II-specific. The coding region runs from base 1 to 2055 and encodes 684 amino acids. The record is from RefSeq and is a predicted model, not a curated record. The transcript has 2 exons. Gene Ontology annotation, biological process: DNA-templated transcription; positive regulation of transcription by RNA polymerase II.